Messenger RNA from Zingiber officinale, 1976 nucleotides. RefSeq names its product GMP synthase [glutamine-hydrolyzing]-like. Lineage: Eukaryota; Viridiplantae; Streptophyta; Magnoliopsida; Zingiberales; Zingiberaceae. Gene Ontology annotation, cellular component: cytosol. The coding region runs from base 91 to 1728 and encodes 545 amino acids. Gene Ontology annotation, molecular function: GMP synthase activity; GMP synthase (glutamine-hydrolyzing) activity; ATP binding. Gene Ontology annotation, biological process: GMP biosynthetic process. The record is from RefSeq and is a predicted model, not a curated record. The transcript is spliced from 6 exons.
UGGGGUUCCCGCCGGCCAAGCUGUGACCUGACCUCUAUAAAUUUGCUUUUCCUUCCUUAAACCCUAGACCUAACUCUAGCCGCCGGAGAAAUGGAACCCGUCGUCAAAUCCAAGGCCUCCAACGGCGUCUCGCCCGGCGGCAACUCCAACCUCGUCCUCAUCCUCGACUACGGCUCCCAGUACACCCACCUCAUCACCCGCCGGAUCCGGCAGCUUUCCGUCCUCUCCCUCUGCGUCUCCGGAACCAACUCUCUCGACUCCAUCGCUAAGCUCAACCCUCGCGUCGUAAUCCUCUCCGGCGGACCCCAUUCCGUUCACGCUCCCGGUGCGCCCUCGUUCCCCGACGGCUUCCUCGAGUACGCAGAGGAGAACGGCGUCUUCGUUCUCGGCAUCUGCUACGGGAUGCAGCUAAUCGUGCAGAAGCUGGGGGGAGUCGUCGACGUCGGGGAGAAGCAGGAAUAUGGGAAGAUGGAGAUCGCCGUGGAGGGUGAGUGGGGGCUUUAUGGGGCGGAGGCCGCUGGCGGGCAUCAGGUAGUGUGGAUGAGCCACGGAGAUGAGGCGGUGAAGUUGCCUGAGGGUUUCACGGUGGUCGCCAGGAGUCUGCAGGGAUCAGUAGCCGCCAUUGAGAACAGAUCAAGAAGGCUCUAUGGUCUCCAGUACCAUCCGGAGGUCACACAUUCUCCUCGAGGAAUGGAGACACUCCGACAUUUUCUCUUGGACGUUUGUGGGAUAUCUGCAGAUUGGAAGAUGCAAGAUGUACUCGAAGAAGAAGUUAAGGUUAUCAAGGGUAUGGUAGGACCUGAUGAGCAUGUGAUCUGUGCACUAUCUGGAGGAGUUGAUUCCACUGUUGCUGCUACUCUUGUUCACAAGGCAAUUGGAGAUAGGCUUCAUUGUGUUUUUGUUGACAAUGGCUUAUUGAGGUACAAGGAAAGGGAAAGAGUCAUGUCAACCUUUGAAAGCGAGUUGCAUUUGCCAGUUACUUGUGUAGAUGCUUCUGAGCAGUUUCUGAAUAAGCUAAAAGGUGUUAAAGACCCUGAGAUGAAGAGAAAAAUUAUCGGUCACGAGUUCAUAUGCAUUUUUGAUCAAUUUGCUACAGAACUAGAGAAAAUAUUGGGGAACAAACCUACUUUUUUGGUCCAGGGGACUCUCUAUCCGGAUGUAAUUGAGUCUUGUCCACCUCCUGGAAGUGGAAUGACUCACUCUCACACAAUCAAGAGCCAUCACAAUGUUGGCGGGCUUCCGAAGGACAUGAAGCUAAAGCUUAUUGAACCUCUAAAGUUUUUGUUUAAAGAUGAGGUACGAAAACUUGGAUGCAUUUUGAAUGUUCCUGAAUCAUUUCUAAAGAGACACCCAUUCCCUGGACCGGGCCUCGCUGUCCGCGUGCUUGGUGAUGUAACUGAAGGAAAUGCUUUGGAGAUUCUUCGGCAGGUGGAUGAGAUUUUUAUCCAGGCAAUCAAAGAAGCUGGCCUCUAUGAUUCCAUCUGGCAAGCUUUUGCUGUUUUUCUCCCAGUGCAGUCAGUGGGUGUUCAAGGAGAUCAAAGGACACAUUCUCAUGUUGUCGCUCUUCGGGCAAUUACUAGUGAGGACGGAAUGACUGCAGACUGGUAUUACUUCGAUCAUAAAUUCCUGAUCGACGUGGUUCGAAAGAUAUGCAACAAUGUCCGGGGUGUCAAUCGAGUGUGUCAGGACAUAACAUCGAAACCACCUGCAACUGUGGAAUGGGAAUGAGUUGGUACGCUGAUGAAGAUCAUCGACCUGUUCGUUAUUCUGCUGCAAUGUUUCCAACCGUAAGGUACACACACACACUGCCUGUAUUAGCGUUAUUUGUGAUGAGUGCAUUUGAUCAAACUCUAGAAAUGAUAUAUAUAUUUAUCUAUUGAAUUAGUAAAGGCUUUAUAUUUUGUGCUGUGUUCAAAGGAUUAGUGUAACCAAGUUUAGGACGAUUUCUAAAUGUUGCCUCGAUUGCAAUAUUCAUU